Messenger RNA from Tremella mesenterica DSM 1558, 1758 nucleotides. RefSeq lists its product as uncharacterized. NCBI's taxonomy places the organism in Eukaryota, Fungi, Basidiomycota, Tremellomycetes, Tremellales, Tremellaceae. Gene Ontology annotation, molecular function: cysteine-type deubiquitinase activity; zinc ion binding. The transcript is spliced from 10 exons. Gene Ontology annotation, biological process: protein deubiquitination. The annotation marks the transcript as partial. The record is from RefSeq and is a predicted model, not a curated record.
UCCAAGAGCAAAGAGGUGGUUCAGAGAUAUCGUCACAUUGUUCGUCGAGGGGCCACAUCACAACGUAUGAAACGACGCCAGAUGACCUCUCCCCAAUGCACCGCCUGCUCUUCACCCCUUUCCCGACCUUGGGCUUGUCUCACAUGCUCGUUUGUCGGCUGCAUGGGCGCUUAUUCCCUCUCUCCCCGACAAUGCUUUGAGGAUCAUUUCGCCGAAUCUGAUGAUUGUCUGUUUGCGGUGGAUUCUGUGACCGGAGCUGUGUUAUGUAGCAUAUGUGACGACACACAUUACCUCGAGUCCCUCUCUGCGAUAUAUGACGAAACCCUACUACGUCUAGAGGAAGAUAAUGAUCUGUCUCAACAGACUGCCGGUUUGCCCUCUGGCAAAGGAAGGAAAAGAGCUCAUUAUCACCCCUGGGUCGAGUCUUCCCAGUCCGACUCAACUCGGAUGCCCUGUCGAGGCCUUCGACCUUUGCUCAACCUCUCUCAGACAUGUUUCCUUUCCGCCAUCCUGCAAGCUCUCAUCCACAACCCCUUGCUCAAAGCAUACUUCAUGAGCGAUAAACACAAUCGGUGGGUAUGCCCGGAUUCUCGCGGUUUAGGGAUGGGUCGCCCUUACUUGGGUGCUGAAGUAGAAUCUGGUAGCGUGGGACAGGACAGGGAAAGGGGUUGUAUGUGCUGCGAGCUGGAUCGGGCUUUCGAAGAGUUUCACGCGGACGAUAAGAGUCCCUAUGGACCAGUGACAAUGUUGUAUGCUAUGUGGCAUGCUUCUGCGGAAUUAGAAGGAUACGGACAACAAGACGCCCAUUCUUUCUUCCUGGCUGCUUUAGACCAGAUUCACGCUCACGCACGGGGACAAUCAACUUCAUGCACUUGCAUAGCCCAUCAAACAUUUGCUGGAUCCUUACUUUCCUCAGUCACCUGCUCAUCAUGUCACACAACAUCCACCACUGUUGAUCCUAUCCUAGACAUCCAACUUGACUUUCCCCCUUCGUCUCUCACAAAUCCCGAACCUCUUACACUCCCAGGCAUGUUACGUCGGUUUUGCGCCGAAGAGAAGGUAGGGGAUCAUGGUGGAAAAGGAUAUGAUUGUUCUUCCUGUGGGGGAGGAAGUGGUGUGGCGGCUACACGCAAGCUCUUGAUAAAAAGGCUACCUCCCGUCUUGGCCUUUCAACUGAAGCGCUUCGGACAUCAUAAUUCCACCUCCACCAAAGUCGAAGUCCCCGUCCGAUUCCCCUCCACGAUCAACAUGGCUCCAUAUGUAGAGCACGGAUCGUCGAUCCCUUCGUCUCAAGACGCACAAAAAGAACAAAGAUUGCCUGAUUCAGUGUAUUUAUACGACCUUUUCGCCGUGGUGACGCACGAGGGUAAGUUGGACAACGGACAUUAUUGGGCAGACGUUUUGAGUGGGGAUGAAUGGUGGCAUUGUGAUGAUGACAAGGUAACGCCCACCACUCUCUCAGCUGUUCAAGGGCAAAAAGCGUAUUUGUUAUUCUACGCAAAACGUACUCUCGCAUAUGCCGAUCCCAUCGCCCGGCUUCUCAAUCCCAUCCCUGCAGGAGCAGCAGCCAACAAGAUGAUGCCUGAUGGGAUCGGGAACAAGGGCGUGGUGGGGGACAAGGGCGUCACCAAACGACCGGACGGAUCAAAAGGUUUAAAGGGCAAAGGUCUCAAAGGCAAGAGCGUGGGGGACAAGCAUGCCGAGGACUUACUGCGGAGCGGGAAGAGCGGACAUCCGAUACGAGGUAUGGAGAUUUGA